Messenger RNA from Vicugna pacos (alpaca), 1662 nucleotides. NCBI's taxonomy places the organism in Eukaryota, Metazoa, Chordata, Mammalia, Artiodactyla, Camelidae. The record is from RefSeq and is a predicted model, not a curated record.
UGGAAAUGUAAGGAGUUCCAGACUCCUGGACAAAAUGGGAUCAGUUUCCCCCUUAGUCACUGUCCUUUCCCCUCUCUGAUGGCUUCCUGUCUAACUGGCUGGGGGUGAUUCUGGAAUGACUCAGGGACACCCUACACACCCCCGGAUUCUUUGAAAAUGGCCAGGAAUGAUACAUUACAUACCCUGGCCACAUGAACCAGCGGGAAGGGGGAAAGUUGUCGCACACCUGGUGGGGUGGGGGUAGGGGGACUUGCCUACCACCCCUCCGCCGGUGUGGCCACAGAGGGAUUCUGGGGUGUGUGAAGGGCCUGGGGAUACGAGGGCCAGACCUGCCUGGCCCUACUCCUGCCUCUACCCCAUCCCCAGCUGAGCCCUGCAGUCUGGCCCCAGGCCAGCAGCAGGCUCAGCAGGUCCCAAGGGGUGUGGUGCGGGCCGGUGGUGGAGCCAGCCUACAUCAGCCAGGCAGUCUGCGAGGCAGCAGUCCAUCGGGAGCGGCUGAGCUCACGGCAGCCGGAGCGUGGAAAGGCAGCACGGCCAUGAGCCCUCUGCUAUACUAUGCCCUGCCCACCCUGGGCAGCUAUGUCAUGCUCUCCAUCUUCUUCCUACGCCGGCCUCGCCUGCUGCACACCCCGUGGUUUCGAGCCUUCUGUCCCCGCCUGGGGGCCCACCGGGGAGGAUCUGGAGAGCGCCUGGAGAACACCAUGGAGGCCAUGGAGAACUCCAUGACCCAGAGAGCUGACCUCCUGGAGCUUGACUGCCAGCUGACUCGGGAUGGCGUCGUGGUAGUGUCACACGACAAGAACCUGUCCCGCCAGUCUGGCGUGAACAGGGAUAUUGGCAGCCUGGACUUUGAGGAGCUGCCCCUCCUCAAGGAAGAGCUGGAGGUUUACUUCUCACCAGGCCACUUCACACAUGGGUCAGACCGGCACAUGGUGCGUCUGGAGGACGUGUUCCGGAGGUUUCCGAGGACGCCCAUUAGCGUGGAAAUCAAAGAGGAAAAUGAAGAGCUCAUUUACAAGGUGGUGCUGCAGGCAGGGACAGCAGACCUGGUGAGGAACUUUGACCGCAAUGAAAUCACCAUCUGGGCCUCAGGGAAGAGCUCAAUUAUGAAGAAGUGCAAGGCUGCUAACCCUGAGAUGCCCACCUCCCUCACAUUAAGCCGAGGACUCUGGGUGCUGCUGCUCUAUUACCUGGGGCUGCUGCCCUUCAUCUCCAUCCCCGAGAAGUUCCUCAUCUGCUUCCUGCCCACCAUCAUCAACAGGACCUACUUCCCAUUUCCCUGUUCUGGGCUGAAUCAGCUGGCAGCUGUGGUUUCCAAAUGGCUCAUCAUGAGGAAAAGUCUGAUCCAACACCUGGAGCAGCGAGGGGUACAGGCGGUUACACUUUGGAGAGCUGCUAGACGUCUGUGAACCUCAGUUACCCAGUAAAAUGGGAACAAUAGCGGAAGCUGCCUCCCAGGAUUGCUGUGAGGAUUAAGGGAGUGGGGCACCAGUGCUGGGUAAAGGCAGAUAAUUAUGACUAUUAUUUUCCUGGAGUGUGCAUCCAGACACCAUCCCGCUCCUAACCCCAUGCCAGGUCAGGUACCUCAGAUCGUCGCCCCCUCAAAGACCGCAGGAGGCCAAGGAGGGGACGACUAGACCCAGGCCGCGGGGCUGGCCAGCU